Molecule: messenger RNA, 1182 nt
Organism: Zasmidium cellare ATCC 36951
Lineage: Eukaryota; Fungi; Ascomycota; Dothideomycetes; Mycosphaerellales; Mycosphaerellaceae
Exons: 1
Coding region: 1-1182 (393 amino acids)
Molecular function (GO): catalytic activity
Source: RefSeq, a predicted model, not a curated record
AUGCCACAAACCCUCCUCCUCGCCGCCUCGCAGUCCCGCACCCUCCCCACCCUCAAAGAAACCCUCCACUCCCUCGAACAAACCACACGUCUCGCGGCCUCCAAGCACGUUGACCUCAUCCUCUUCCCCGAAGCGUUCCUCGGCGGGUACCCGCGAACAUGUGCUUUUGGGGCAGCGGUGGGAGGACGCUCUGAUGAGGGACGAGAGCAGUUCCGGCAGUAUUUCCAGUCGGCGGUGGAUCUUGGCGACACACCUUUGGGAGCUGGAGAGGACUGGGUUGAGAGGAGACUGCCUGUUGCGAAGGGGGCGGAGUAUAGAGGGGAUGGCACGAGGGAGUUUUUGGAGAGAGUCGCGAGGGAGACGGGGGUGUUUGUUGUGACGGGGUUGGUGGAGAAGAGCGGCGGGACGUUAUACUGUGCUGUUGUGUACGUCUGUCCGAAGCUGGGCGUCUUGGGCAAGAGGAGGAAGGUCAUGCCCACGGGCAGCGAGAGGUUGGUCUGGGGACAGGGCUCGCCGAGCACGCUCAAGGCCGUCACGACGACGAUUCGAGGCGUCAAACUCACCAUGGCGAGCGCGAUCUGCUGGGAAAACAUGAUGCCGUUACUUCGCUAUUCACUUUACAGCCAGAAUGUCAACCUCUGGCUCGCCCCGACGGCGGACGCGAGGGAUACGUGGCAUCCGUUGAUGAGGACCGUGGGAGCGGAAGGGAGGUGUUUUGUUCUGAGUGCCAUUUCUUGCGUGAGGAAGAAGAAUUUACCCGGUUGGAUUACGGGGUUGCAGGACUCGCAGCCUGAGACUGCGCUGGCGAAUGGGCCUUUCUCGGCGGGGCAUGGCAGGAGAAGGUCGACGUAUACCGUCAAAGAACACGAGCUCGUCCUGCCUGACUCCUCCGAGUCUACCGUCUCCACCAAGGCCACCGCACCAACCACCUCCAGCAUCAAUGGUACCUCACAGGACGGCGAGGAAUUCGUCUGUCGCGGCGGCUCUUGCAUCUGCGGUCCCAUGGGCCAGGCACUCGCGGGCCCGCUGUGGGAGGUCGAAGAUGGUGGGCUGUUGAUCCAGGAGUGUGAUUUUGAGGACUGCGAGAGAGGACGGUUGGAUCUGGAUGUGGCGGGGAGUUAUUCGCGGAAUGAUGCGUUUCAUUUGACGGUUGAUGGCUUGGAUUUGAAUCCUCCUCCGUGA